This is a messenger RNA of Setaria italica (foxtail millet), 1629 nucleotides long. RefSeq lists its product as uncharacterized. The transcript has 4 exons. Lineage: Eukaryota; Viridiplantae; Streptophyta; Magnoliopsida; Poales; Poaceae. Gene Ontology annotation, molecular function: nucleic acid binding. The record is from RefSeq and is a predicted model, not a curated record. Bases 1 to 1497 code for a protein of 498 amino acids.
AUGAGUGCUUUUUUCCCUGCCUUUGAUCUAAAUGUUCGUUUGGAAGAAGAUGACAACGGCAACCUUCCCAUCGAUCUCAACGAGCCAGUUUUGGAAGAUGAGAACCACAGAAUAGAUUUGAACUUACCAUUAGAUGAAUUUGGAGCUGUUGACUUUGAUUACGUACAAAACCUCACUGAACAAGAUGGUGAUGCUCCCGUUCCACUACACCAACCGAAGAAUGACUAUUCUGAUCGUGUUAGACAACCAGUGUAUCAAGCAUUGUUGAUGAGAAGCAAAAAUGGGAAACUAGGCAACCAUGAUACAACAAUUGUAUCUAACCAAUUUGGAGUAAAAAUUAGAUCAGUUCAGCGCAUAUGGAGGCAAGGUAAAAACCAACUUUCUCAAAACAUUCCGGUCGUGGUUCCUAAUCUAAAGAAAGGUAGAAGUGGCCGCAAAGCAAUCCCUCUAGAUUUGGAAAAGUUGCGGGAUAUUCCUCUCAAGCAAAGGAUGACCAUAGAAGAUGUGUCUAGUAAACUUGGUAUUAGCAAAUCUAGGAUACAAAGGUAUUUGAAAAGGGGUUUCAUUAGGCGCCACUCUAGUAGCAUCAAACCUUACCUCACUGAUGAUAACAAGAAGACUAGGUUGAAGUGGUGCAUUGACAUGAUUGAUCAAGGUUUGCUUGAUGAUCCAAAGUUCAAGGAUUUCUUUGACUUUGUGUUUAUUGAUGAGAAGUGGUUCUACCUCACUCAAAAAUCAGAGAGGUACUACUUGCUACCCGAGGAAGAUGAACCACACCGCCUUUGCAAGAACAAGAACUACAUCCCUAGGAUCAUGUUCUUAUGUGUAUGUGCUCGGCCACGAUUUAGAAAUGGAGUAUGUGUGUUUGAUGGCAAAAUAGGUUGCUUUCCACUAGUCAAUUUUGAACAAGCUAUUAGAGGAAGCCACAACCGUCUUCGUGGAGAGGAAGUAAUCAAACCAAUUCAAUCAAUCACAAGGGAUGUGAUAAGAGAUUUCAUGAUAAAUAGAGUGUUGCCUGCAAUUAGAGCAAAGUGGCCAAGAGAAGAUGUCAACAAGCCAAUAUUCAUUCAACAAGAUAAUGCUCCAUCUCAUUUAAAAGUUGAUGAUCCUCAUUUUUGUGCGGUUGCAAAGCAAGAUGGGUUUGACAUUAGGCUUAUAUGUCAACCACCCAAUUCUCCAGAUUUUAACAUUCUAGAUUUGGGGUUUUUUCGAGCUAUUCAAGCCAUUCAAUACAAGAAAGAUGCUAAGACAAUUAAAGAUCUAAUUCCAGCAGUGCAAGAGGCAUUUUUGGAGUACUGUCCAAAGAAAGCAAAUAGGAUCUUUGUCACACUACAAACUGUUUUGAAGGAAGCAAUGAAGGUAAAAGGUUGCAACAAAAUCAAGAUUCCUCACAUGAACAAACAAGCACUAGAGAGGGAAAAGAGGCUGCCAUUGCAAAUCCCUUGUGAAGCUUCAUUGCUAGCCGAAUCACUUGCUAGUCUUCCUGUAACAAAUUAGAAGAUGCAAGUUUAUGCAAAUUAUUAGAUGAGUGUAUCUUAGGUUUGCAAUGGCCAAAUUGAGAGAUGCUGUACUGUACCUUAGUGCUCUUUGUUUGCUGCUUCUUAAUAUGCUCUUCCACCUUCUUCAAAA